AUUUCAUUUUUCUCACCUCAGCACGAGAAAACGCCUCUUCUCUCCCUCAAGCAAAGAGCUUAGCGGCGUGAAAGCGGAAAAACCUCAGCUCUAUUCACCAAAGACUUCAAUUUAGGAUUCAAUGGCAUCGAAGUUAGUGCAAUUGCAGUCCAAGGCCUGCCAGGCGACACAGUAUGUGUCCAAGCAUGGAACGACCUACUACAAGCAGUUGUUGGAGCAAAAUAAGCAGUACGUGAAAGAGCCACCAACUGUGGAGACGUGUAACGAAUUAGCCAAGCAACUGUUUUACACUCGCCUUGCCAGCAUUCCAGGUCGUACGGAGCAGUUCUGGAAGGAACUCGAUUACGUGAAGAAUAUGUGGAAGCACAGACAGGAGCUUAAGGUUGAAGAUGCUGGCAUUGCUGCUCUGUUUGGUAUCGAAUGCUUUGCUUGGUUUUGUGCCGGUGAGAUUAUUGGCAGGGGAUUUACCUUUACUGGUUACUACCCCUGAAAUCCAAACCGAGUGUAAUCCAAUUGUUGUGGGCAAAUUUGGUUCGUUCUCAUCAUCAGCAUUCUACGAGCAAGAUUUUUGUUUUUUCUGCAAAACCUGAGAAACGAGUUUUAGAUUUAACAUCUCAAUAAUUAGAGUAUGUUUCAAUGUUUCGAAUUCCCUUUUGUUCGUGGAGUGCUCUUGAAUUUCAAAGCAUUUAAAUGUUUUUUUUUAUCUGAAGAUAAUACUGCUACUGCGAUUAAGUGUAGCUCGAAGAAAUGUUUGAAUGGUGACUUCUUGAUUUACCCAUGAGAUCUCUCUUUCCCUAAUAAUGUUUUCCACCGAGCUUUGUGCAGUUAAUGUGGAUGAUAUUAAUAUAAGCCUAAAUGGCUUUGAUUUUCUUUAUUUUUUUUU
This is a messenger RNA of Erythranthe guttata (spotted monkey flower), 883 nucleotides long. RefSeq lists its product as uncharacterized. Gene Ontology annotation, biological process: proton motive force-driven ATP synthesis. Lineage: Eukaryota; Viridiplantae; Streptophyta; Magnoliopsida; Lamiales; Phrymaceae. Gene Ontology annotation, molecular function: proton transmembrane transporter activity. The record is from RefSeq and is a predicted model, not a curated record.